Messenger RNA from Miscanthus lutarioriparius, 402 nucleotides. The record is from the annotation of a GenBank genome assembly. Lineage: Eukaryota; Viridiplantae; Streptophyta; Magnoliopsida; Poales; Poaceae.
AUGACAGAGCUUGAUGAAAAGGGAAAGGAGCGGCAGGCGACCAGAGGGGAGGUCGCCCACCUCAAGGAGCAGGUGCGCGCCGUGAGAAACAAGCACGCGGACCACGUCGCUCAGCUCAAGGAGGCGUUGAGCGUCGCAAAUGCUCACCACGCGGCCGAGGUCCGCCGACUCGCGGAUGAGUAUCACGAUCACGAGGCAUGCACCGCGCCUGGCGAGGAGGAGGAGCACGCAGCCGACGUCGCCCGCGUGAAGGACGCAGCGGACAAGGAGGUGCAGGAUGCCAAGAAGAACAUCGUGCUCCUCCUCUUCCCGAAACUGGGUCUCACUGCUGAACGACCAAAGCUCAAGCUCAAGGGAGAUCUCGCUGCUGCCGGAACGCCCAAAGCUCAAGGGAGAUCCUGA